ACUGCGGUCAUUUUGCCGAUGUAAGUCCGCAACCAAGAGCCGGGGGACUUGGAACCGGACCGACUGGGACACCUGUUAAGUUCAGAAGCAAAGGAUCAGUAAAGGGCAAUCCCACGCAUGAACUGAACGACAGAAGCCUACACCGAGGAUACAAAACCACCGGCGAACAUGCGCACAGUCCACUAACCGAAACAAAUCUAUCUCAAGCUCGAUUCUGUGUUCAUACUUACUAAGUUGCAAGCCGAUACGCCUCUUCCGCGCCGAUCCUGUCGGAAGAGGCGCGAAAUGCACGUGCGUGCUACUUGUUUACCAUAGCACAGAGGUAAUCACACGGCACAGCCAGUCUGAGUCCACGGUAGUUCUGGCGUCGAACGAACAUGAAGUGUGUGGAGCACUUGAUGCCAAGCGUUCCAAGCGGAAAUUCAGCCUGCAGUCUGCAGGUUGCAGGUCAAUUGCGACACCCCAACGGCAUCCCUACCGAUAGUAUGUCCUCUCCCCUCCCCAAAGCAAACCAACACCCGUCACCACCAUCACCAUCACCAUCACCAUCAUCAUCAUCCCUGCUUGGGGGCGAAGCGCAUUCACCCGGUCAUGUAAGCGAUGAUCACCGCAUAGUUAACCUGCCUUCAACCCGCGCGAUCGAGCAGAUUCAACCUCAGUUAUUCAGGACUCUUCUUGCAACAGCUCAGAAAAAAAAUCACUUCGCCCCUUGAGAUAACCUCCGUCAUGGCGCGCCUCCAGGCUCCAGUCGUGGCGCGACACGCCGUUUCCAUGGUCACCGUCUCCACGGUCCUCCAGACGGGGGCGUUUCUCGCGGUUCUGCUGCGGUUCCUGGCC
Aspergillus japonicus CBS 114.51 is the source of this 837-nucleotide messenger RNA. RefSeq lists its product as uncharacterized. The record is from RefSeq and is a predicted model, not a curated record. NCBI's taxonomy places the organism in Eukaryota, Fungi, Ascomycota, Eurotiomycetes, Eurotiales, Aspergillaceae. The transcript has a single exon. The coding region runs from base 378 to 713 and encodes 111 amino acids.